This is a messenger RNA of Dictyostelium purpureum, 690 nucleotides long. RefSeq lists its product as uncharacterized. Bases 1 to 690 code for a protein of 229 amino acids. The transcript has 2 exons. Lineage: Eukaryota; Evosea; Eumycetozoa; Dictyosteliales; Dictyosteliaceae. The record is from RefSeq and is a predicted model, not a curated record.
AUGAAAUUAUUAUUAUCAUUAAUUUUAAUUAUUGCUUUUGUUGGUUCUUUCAUUAAUGCAGUUAAUGUUAGAGUUCCACAAAAGAAUAUCAAAGGUGACUAUUGUUUAAAUGUUCUCAAAGAUAUUUAUGGUUAUAACUCUAAUUUUACUGCAGUUUCCUCCAACGGUCAAACUGAUGCUGGUCAAAAUUCAUUCUUUGAAAACGGUUACAUUUCAAUUGAUUACGAAAAUGAACAAAUGUUCGUCGUUUACGAUGUUGAUCUUCAAGGUAAACAAGUUUCAGGUCAAACUUGGAUGUUUAGCAAAAAUCAAACUCAAUAUGUUUUAGCAGAUAACCAAUGCUACAAAGUUCCAUUCAACGGAGAAUUCCCAACAAAUUCUGACCUUCAAAGUGUUGGUUUUACAACAUUAGGUAUGGUUCAAGCUGAAAAUCUCCAACCAGUAAACCAAGUCGAUGGAACUACCCAAACCCUCACCGUUGAUUCAACUUACUGUUCCCCAAUGACAAUCCAAAUUGUCAGUUCAGAUAAUGGUGUUUCCGGUUAUACUAUUAUGAACUUUAACAACUACAAAGAAACAAUUAUUAGUUCCGAUUUCAUUUUACCAUCCGAAUGCGCAAGUGCAUCAACCAGUCUUAAAUCUGUUAAAUCACACAAAGCUUAUCCAGAGCUCUUAAAAAAACUUUUAUAA